AUGACGGAAAAACAUACCGUGGACAUGAUCGACGAGAAGGGCGCCGGUGCCGACUUCAAGGAGGUCGUGGCCGAGCGCACUGCUCAGAUUACGCCCCAGCAGAUCCAGGCCCGCUUCGAAACGCUGCGCCACUUGAGUGAAGAGCAGAUGGCUGCAUUGAACAAGCAGCUCGUCAAGAAGCUCGAUUGGCGACUCAUGCCCUGCAUCACUCUCAUGUUCCUCAUGAAUUACCUCGACCGUAUCAAUGUGUCCAACGCACGCCUUGCUGGCCUUCAAGAAGACCUCAACAUGACAGACACCAUCUGGAACACGGGUAUCUCGACCUUCUACGUUGGUUAUCUUGUUGGCCAGCUUCCAGGAAAUCUCUGGCUUGCCAAAGCCGAUCCAAGAUGGCUCCUGCCAUCCAUGAUGAUGGCUUGGAGUAUUGGAACCAUCUGUAUGCCGGCUAUGACCAAUGGCGCUGGUUUUGCUGUAUGCCGCUUCUUUAUCGGCCUGUCUGAGGCCCCUUUUUUCCCUGGAAUUACGCUGAUGACUUCGUCGUGGUACACCAAAGAAGAGAACCCAAUGCGCAUGGCCAUCUGGCAUGCAGGAAACACCAUAUCCAACAUCUUGUCCGGUUUCUUGGCCGCAGCCAUCCUAGAGAACAUGGAUAACAUUCUUAGCUUGCAUGCGUGGCAAUGGUUCUUCAUCAUUGAAGGAGCCGUCUCCAUUCUUGUAGCAAGUGUCGCCUACUUUCUGCUUCCAUCAUGGCCACACAACACGAGAUGGCUGUCAAAGGAAGAGUCGGAAAUGGCUCAAUACCGAGUCCAGGUUUCCAAUGGUGGUCACGACGAGGUAGUGGGUGGAACAUGGGAUGGGCUCAAGCAAGCCGCCAAAGACCCAUUUACUUGGUUCUUCUGCCUGAUGCAUUUCGCCCUCGUCACUGCGCAAAGUUUCAAAGAUUUCCUCCCAUCCAUUAUGAAAACAUUCAAGUUCGACAAACUUACCACGUACCUCGUCCAGGCCCCUCCUUACGCCAUCGCCUACGGAGUUGCAUGUGCUCUCGCAUACUCUUCUGGUCGCUUCCAAGAGUCUUACUACCACGUCAUUAUCCCUAUCCUCAUGAGCGCAGCUGGCUGCAGCAUGCUCAUUGGAACACUCAACAUUGGCGCCCGCUACUUUGGCCUCAUUCUCCUCAUCAGCGGUACCUACUCCGGCCUCAAUCUUCAAUUGAGUUGGGAAACCACGCUCGUGCCAGCUCCUCGCAGCAAGAAAGCAGCUCUCAUUGCUAUUGCCAAUUGCAUCAGCCAGGUCAGCCAUUGGUUCAGCCCUUACUUCUUUCCCACUUCCCAAGAACCUUUCUACAGACUGGGCGGUGGCUUGAUCCUAGUAGGAUGCCUUCUUGUCUUUGUCUCAUCAAGCCUGGUCAAGUGGCGCGCUAUCCAGCUGAACAAGAAGCUGGACGAAGAUGAGGGUUGGUCCGAGCACUCAGGUGUAGAACGUGGAUGGAGAUAUGUCUACUAA
This is a messenger RNA of Exserohilum turcica Et28A, 1503 nucleotides long. RefSeq lists its product as uncharacterized. The record is from RefSeq and is a predicted model, not a curated record. Gene Ontology annotation, cellular component: membrane. The transcript has 4 exons. Gene Ontology annotation, biological process: transmembrane transport. Gene Ontology annotation, molecular function: transmembrane transporter activity. Lineage: Eukaryota; Fungi; Ascomycota; Dothideomycetes; Pleosporales; Pleosporaceae. The coding region runs from base 1 to 1503 and encodes 500 amino acids.